Lolium rigidum is the source of this 2607-nucleotide messenger RNA. Its product is annotated as protein spotted leaf 11-like. The record is from RefSeq and is a predicted model, not a curated record. Bases 97 to 2220 code for a protein of 707 amino acids. The transcript has 4 exons. Lineage: Eukaryota; Viridiplantae; Streptophyta; Magnoliopsida; Poales; Poaceae. Gene Ontology annotation, molecular function: ubiquitin-protein transferase activity; protein binding. Gene Ontology annotation, biological process: protein ubiquitination; cell surface receptor signaling pathway. Gene Ontology annotation, cellular component: nucleus; cytoplasm.
GCUCGCCACCACUGCGCCGGCCGCCGCGCUACAACGCUGCACCGCCUACCCUCCCGCACUGUGCCGCAAAGCUGAGCCCUUUGCACCUCCGCCACCAUGGACGAGGACGCCAAGCCCAACAACACUGGCGAGGAGGCCAGCGCCGAGGCCGCUGCUGCCGCGCCGGCCACCACUGCGGCCGAGGCGGCCUCCGCCGGUCCGGAGUCGGACGAUGUGGGGGAUUUAGUGGAGAAGGUGGCGGAGCUGGUGGACGAGAUCGCCGCCAUCUCCGACUUCAGGAACGCGUACCGGAGGCAGUUCUGCAACCUCUCGCGCCGGAUCCGGCUGCUCGCGCCCAUGCUGGAGGAGGCCAAGGAGGGGCCGCGCCCGCUGCCGGAGGCCUCGGUGGCGGCCCUGCGCCAGCUCAGGGACGCGCUCGCCGCCGCCAAGGACCUGCUCCGCCUCGGCAGCACCGGCAGCAAGAUCUUCCUGGUUCUCCAGAGAGACAAAAUAAUGCAGACUUUCCAGGACAUUACCUCGAGGCUUGAACAAGCGUUAGCUGGUAUCUCGUUUGAUGAGCUUGGCAUAUCAGAUGAAGUAAGGGAACAGGUUGAACUGGUCCACGCUCAAUUCAAAAGGGCAAAAGAACGACCUGAUACAUCUGAUGACAUUCUUUUUAAUGAUCUAAUAUCUGUCUACAAUUCAAGCGCCACUGCUAUUGUUGACUCAGAUAUUCUUCGAAGUUUAUCUGAGAAAUUGCAGCUUGUCACCAUAUCUGACCUCAAUCAAGAAUCAUUGACCUUGCAUGAGAUGGCCAGUGGAGGGGACCCUGGCGCGGUUGUUGAGAAUGUUUCAAUGCUUCUGAAAAAGAUCAAGGAUUUUAUGCAGACUCAGGACCCUGUAAUAGGCAUCGCAGAAAGUGCAGCAAACCUUUCCCCAAAUGACAACUCGACGUUUCCUGUUGUUCCAGAUGAUUUCCGCUGCCCAAUAUCCCUUGAUUUAAUGAAAGACCCAGUUAUUGUCUCCACUGGACAGACGUACGAGCGAGGUUGCAUAGAGAGAUGGUUGGAGGCUGGGCAUGACACCUGUCCUAAGACGCAGCAGAAGCUUCCCAAUAAAUCGUUAACUCCAAACUUUGUCCUUCGAAGCCUCAUAGCUCAAUGGUGUGAAGCAAAUGGCGUGGAGCCGCCAAAGCGCCCUGCUCAACAAAGUAAUGCACCGGCAACAUGUACCGCUUCUGAGCAUAGUAAAGUUAUUGAGCUUCUCCAGAAACUGUCAUCCCAGAAUCUUGCAGACCAACGUGCCGCUGCAGGUAUGCUUCGUCAGCUUGCCAAGCGUAGUGCUGAAAAUCGUGCUUGUAUAGGAGAAGCUGGUGCUAUUCCUAUCCUUGUGAGCCUUCUACCAACCACCGAUGUUAGCACUCAGGAACAUGUGGUUACUGCUAUUCUGAAUCUUUCUAUUUACGAAGAAAACAAAGCAAGAAUAGUUACCUCUGGAGCUGUUCCUGGAAUCGUACAUGUGCUGAAGAGGGGCAGCAUGGAAGCCCGGGAGAAUUCAGCUGCCACACUAUUUAGCCUAUCACUUGUGGAUGAGAACAAGGUGAUGAUUGGGGCUUCUGGGGCAAUUCCAGCUUUGGUACUGCUAUUGGGUAAUGGAAGUCAACGCGGUAAAAAGGAUGCAGCAACUGCAUUAUUUAACUUGUGUAUCUAUCAGGGCAACAAAGGUAAAGCUAUCAGAGCUGGAUUGGUCCCGAUACUGCUUGAACUUCUAACAGAGACUGAAAGUGGAAUGGUGGAUGAGGCCCUUGCUAUUCUAGCAAUUCUCUCGAGCCAUCCUGAGGGCAAGGCAGCUAUUAGCUCUGCGGCCGCCAUACCAAUCCUGGUUGGGGUUAUCAGAAAUGGAUCCGCAAGGAACAAGGAGAAUGCAGCGGCUGUUCUAGUGCAUCUCUGCAAUGGAGAACAGCAGCAACAGCAUCUUGCGGAAGCGCAGGAGCAGGGCAUCGUGACCUUGCUGGAGGAGCUAGCAGAGAGCGGCACAGACAGGGGCAAAAGGAAAGCGAUCCAGCUGCUCGAACGGAUGAAUAGGUUCUUAAAGCAGCAGAGCCAAGCCCAGGGAGACGCGAUGGCGCAGGCGCUCGCUCAGGCCCAGACCCCGUCCCAAGCUCUGGUUCAGGCUCUUCUAGCAGAUGCUCAGCUAGAGGAACCACUGCUUCCCAAUUCUUCGCAUCUUCCUGAAAGGUGAUCACCCAUCAGCAUAUUUGGUUCUAGAUAGUGGUUUGUUUUCGGGCUGCCUGUCACUGCCAGUUGGAAGAUCUCCUGCAAUUUCGUAGUCUGGAGGUGUGCGUUUUGUUUGUACAAUGUGGAUCUGGGAGGCAGGAAGACCCGGCAGCUUGAUUUCGGGCCAUGAGCAGGUUGACAAGUCAGUUUUGCAAUCAUGGUGCCGUUAACCCUUGUCAUCUGUACAAUGUCCCAGUGAUUGAACGUAGGAUCCUCGAGUUUUAGCGAGGUGUCGUCGUGGUUGACUGGUUGUGCCCGGUGCCUAGUACAUGACUAAUUUGUGGUUUCCAAGGGUUAUAAUUUUACUUGCCUGACAAAAGGAGGGCUUCAGUAAAGCAUUAGUUCCAAGUUU